Messenger RNA from Carassius carassius (crucian carp), 1374 nucleotides. Its product is annotated as guanine nucleotide-binding protein G(o) subunit alpha-like. The record is from RefSeq and is a predicted model, not a curated record. The transcript is spliced from 9 exons. Gene Ontology annotation, biological process: Rho protein signal transduction; adenylate cyclase-modulating G protein-coupled receptor signaling pathway. Gene Ontology annotation, cellular component: heterotrimeric G-protein complex. The coding region runs from base 100 to 1185 and encodes 361 amino acids. NCBI's taxonomy places the organism in Eukaryota, Metazoa, Chordata, Actinopteri, Cypriniformes, Cyprinidae. Gene Ontology annotation, molecular function: G-protein beta/gamma-subunit complex binding; G protein-coupled receptor binding; guanyl nucleotide binding.
GAUCUCGUCGGGAUGUUUUUACGCGACUUUGAACGUUCCUCACCGGUUCCAUCCGUGAUGUUGGGAUUUCUGCUGGAUCUUUAGCUAUGAUUUCUGGGUAUGGGUCUGUGUCUGGGCUCAGAGGUGACAGAGGAGGGUAAGAAGGCGAAGAUCCACAGCUCGCAGAUAGACAGAGAUCUGUACGAGUAUGCCAAGAGAGAGAUGAACCUGGUGAAGAUCCUCAUGCUGGGUGCUGCUGAAAGUGGGAAAAGUACGCUGGUCAAACAGAUGAAGAUUAUCCACAGUCAUGGAUUCACCAAACAAGAGCUAGCCAGUUUUAAGCCUGCGGUGUUGGAUAACCUCUUGACCUCUAUGAAGUUUGUCCUCCAUGGAAUGGGCAUCCUUCGCAUCAACCUCACUAACAGCAAGAACAAGGUCCACGCUCACUCAGUUCUCUCAUGUGGCCGUUGCUUCGACGAAGACCAGAUGCUGUUCCCGUUCAUAGGCCACGCCCUCUGCUGUUUGUGGGCGGAUCAGGGGGUGCGGUCAGCAGCGGCGCGAGGAUACGAGUACGAACUCAAUGACUCGGCACUAUACUUUUUUGAGAACAUGGGCCGGAUCAUCACCCCUGAUUACAUGCCGACAGAAACGGACGUUUUAAGAGUCCGACUGAGAACCACAGGAGUGAUUGAGACACAGUUCAAAGUCAAGCACCUGGUCUUCAGAAUGUAUGACGUUGGAGGCCAGAGGACGGAGAGGAGGAAGUGGAUCAGCUGUUUUGAGGAUGUGAGGGCCGUGCUGUUCGUUGUGUCUCUGAGUGGAUACGACAUGACGCUAGUAGAAGAUCCAUCGAUGAAUCGACUUCAGGAGAGUCUCAAGCUGUUCUCAUCAAUCUGCAAUAACGUCUUCUUCAGAAGUACUUCUAUGAUAUUAUUCAUGAACAAGAUUGAUCUUUUCCAAGAGAAGAUUCUCCACUCCGGGCGUCAUCUGCGGCAUUACCUUCCCCAGUUCAGAGGAGCUGACUGUGACGUGGACGCUGCCGCCCGGUUCAUCGCCUCAAUGUUUGUCUCUCUCAACAUGACGCCCAGCAAACUCAUCUACCACCACUUCACCACAGCCACCGACACCUCCAACGUACAGGUGGUUUUUCAAGUCGUCAUGGACACCAUCAUCAAGGAGAACCUGGAGGCCGUGUCUCUGCUCUAAGAACCACUCCUCCUUUAAAAACUCAAUAAAAACUCACGGAUGAGCCCUUCACAAUGCUGAUGGUAUUUAUUGUAUAUGAUGCUCUGAUACUCAUCAGAAUGCACACUUUUCAUGAAGCAAUAACUGAAUGAAUGCCAGUUUAUUUUCUUCUUGCUUAUAUAAAAUAAGUAAUAAAAAUGCAAUAAUCAA